Molecule: messenger RNA, 4550 nt
Organism: Sitodiplosis mosellana (orange wheat blossom midge)
Lineage: Eukaryota; Metazoa; Arthropoda; Insecta; Diptera; Cecidomyiidae
Gene: ADD1
Exons: 5
Coding region: 462-4397 (1311 amino acids)
Source: RefSeq, a predicted model, not a curated record
UUUGUAACGAACAUCAAAGAGAUAUGCGCCCAAUUUGUUUUGUUCGUAAGCGACAUACAGCGCCACCGCAGUUUCUCAGUCCACCGCCUCUCGGUAUUCAUUGGAAUUUUUCUCUCUCACACUGAGAGCGCGUUUGCUGAGAAGCGGAGAGCAAGUAAUAAUACAUUCACUGCAUUCAAAGAGAAGAGUCAUAAUCGUCCAUUUUGCCACGAUCUUUCGCAUAGUCAAUACUACAGAUUCUAAGCCGUGUUUUUAAUUUUUAAUAAAUUCAAAUCGUUUGCAAUAAUUACGGUAACAAAAGUGCACAUAAAAAUUAAUAAGUGGAUACAACAAAGUUGGUUGAUAUGCCGAAAAAGUGAUUUUAGAAAGUUUGGUGUUAGUGUUCGGUGUGACAAGAGCACGAAUAAUAUUUCAAUUCAAGCUUGAAAAAACAUUUCUAAAGUGGUGAAAUAUUAUUAAAAAUGGAUGACAUCAAAGAUUAUGACGAUGAAGGUUUCGAGCUGGAAUUCCACGAUGAAACAACACCAGAGGAACGGAAAUACUUUGUACAAAACUACACCAAUGUUAAUAUGGUGGCUGAUCGUAGAGUGCAUUGCACAUGUUGUGACACUCACAUUGGAACGGCUCCAUCGGCCGAAAAAAUCAUCCGAAUGCAUCCCGUUUUGCGGGUGACACAAUGCGUAAAAUGCUUUCGAUUCUACAAUAGCGGCGAAUUUGAAAAAGGCGAAGAUGGAAGUGAACUGUAUUGCCGUUGGUGUGGCCAAGGUGGCGAUGUCUACUGCUGUUCGGAUUGCCCGUAUGUGUUCUGCAAAAAGUGCAUCCUUCGAAAUUUGACUAAAGUCGCCCUGAACGAUGUCACUUCCAAUGACAACUGGAAAUGUUUCUCAUGCGCACCGAAGAUUUUGCAUCAUUUACGAGCUCAGCAUUGGGCAUUGGUCAAUUUCAUUGCCAAACAAAAGAAGAAAAUCGACGGCAUGUCAAGUAAGCUUGAUCAAGAUGAAAUCACUGAUGCCAUGAACCAAGACGUAUCUCAAUGCUGCGGAAAUAAGAAGAAAUCAAGUGACAACAAGAGAAGAAGAGCGGUCACUGCUGAUGAUUCAGAUGAUCCUGAUGACACAAGUUGGUUGACGAAGAAUAAGAAGAAGAAAAAGAAAACCUCUUCAAUCAUUGACGAGAAUUCGAACUCGGGCACUGAAUCAGUCGACUCGGAACGGUCAGCAAAACGAGCAAAAAAAACGAAUAAAAGUUUGUCUGAAUCUGUGACAGAUUCACCGGCACCCUCAGCACCGAAAAAGGUGAGCUCACCGCAGCAAGUGAAGAACUUACCGCAGCAAGUGAAGAACUCACCGCAGCAAGUGAAGAACUCACCGCAGCAAGUAAAGAACUCACCGCAGCAAGUAAAGAAAACACCGGUAGAGAAACCGUCUACACAACCUCGUAAGUUGCCGCAACCGGUCAAGGUGCCAUUACCAAACAUUGUAAUUCCACCACCAAAACCGACAACUACCGAAGCAGCCGAAAUCGAUUGUACACCGGAUUUAUUUGCAUUCCUUCUAAAUAAUUCGUACGAAGAGACGCACGGUGGGAGCGAACAAUCGAAUGAAAAUUCGGUGUCAUCGUCGACUGGUGUCACAUCAACCGCACAAGUGCCGUCAACAUCUCAAAGUCAGUCGCAGCCAUUGAAUAAUUCCAAUUCAAUGCGAAUCGAAAAUGUGGUCAGUGGACAAGCGGCCAGUACGGAAUUCGCGCAAUCGAAUCAACGCGAACAGUUUGUACGACGUGUUGCUCGAUCUCAAGCAAAUCAAACGGCUUCACAACCCGUCUACCACAAUUACAAUGGCUAUCGUAUCGAUUUGAAUAGCGCAUCGCAACAGAGUACAAUUCGUUUGCCGAGCGGAAAAGUUAUUCAUGUGAAGAAACAAUCGCCGAUAAAUCGAAAUGAAUCCGCACGUUAUUCCAUAACACCGCAACCAUCUCAACCGGGCGCUCCUGUAACUACUCGCACCGUUGUGGCACAACCUACGCCGCAGCCACCACAGCCACCGCCGCCGCGACAUCAGCCACCACGACCUCAAUCGAUUAACCGAACAAUUUGUGGACCAGCACCACAGCCGCGUUUACACCCAAUCCAACGUGUUCCAACAUCAGCAGCCACAGCACCGAUGGGCCCGCGUUCGCGACUAGCAAACCAAUCUGUACCACCACGUACAAACCAAUCGUUAGGACAACCUGUACCGCAGCAUCUUCAGGCGGUUCGUUCACAAGCACCAUCGCCAUUGAUCAUAAAUUCCGUGAGCUCGGGUGUACCGAUGCCAUACAGCCAAGGUAUGCCACCGCAAAGAGCAAGAGGACCGAGAACGCCAAUGAUUCCAACACCAGCCAAUCAUAUGCCGUUACAACAAGCUCAAAUGCAGUUCCAACAGUUUUUGCAAGGGCAACAAAUGACAAACGCUCCACCGGCACAAAAUCCAAAUGUUACCGCUGGCCCAAAUAUGCCGAACGCAUUGCAGCCACGCAUUUACUCAAAUGAUCCGGUUGGCCGGGCUCGCACACAAUUGGAACGGCAAAUUUUCAAUGCAAUUUCGAUUUGUCAUCAAAUCGACGGGAAAUUGAAAACACUCAUGAACUCAAACGCUUACAAAGGCGUGGAGAAAAUGCACGAUAUCAAAGAGCUAUACAUUCAUCUUUCGUACUUGUUUACGUACACAAAUGGGCGUUUCCAGUCGGUGCACGACAAAUGCAUGGAAGAUAUGCGACGUCUUGGCUUCAAAACCGAUGCAAAAAAUCUGAAAGAUGGAAAUGUGAUCGAUAAAUAUGGCAGCGAUGUGGAUGAAGAUGAUUUGGAAAUCGUUGAGCCAAAUCAUCAAACCAUCAAUUUGGACUCGGACGAUGAACGAACACCCGAAAAAAGUAAAUCGAAAAGCAAUACAAACACGCCACGGCCGCGCAUCGCUAUGCCCGAAAUUACACAGUCAAACCACAAUGAAACGCAUGAAGAGGUUGAUCCCGGUGUUAUGCUGGACAUUACGUCGUCAACUGAAAAUUUGGAAUGUGACGUGGAUGUAUCAGCACUAUUGCAAGUCAGUAUGAAUGUGGACGAAGAGGAUAACGGCGAUUUAUUGAUGUCACGCAUGAAUGAAGGUGCCGGUGGAAUUGCAACACCACCAGACACUGAACAACCGGAAAGCAUCAAUAUUGAAAACGACUUGAAGUUGAAGAGUAAGGCGACUAUCAGUUUGAAACCAGUGGAACAGGUUUAUCCGGAUUUGAUGGAAAAAGCACUCCAGAAUAUGAAAGCAAGCCAAGAAGUGAAUGAGCAAGAUACUGAAAAUAAAGAAGAAGAAGUGGAGCAACCACCUAAAAUAGACUCUCCAGAUCAAUCGCAAGAUGAAGGUGAGGCAGAAGGCAAUGUCAAUGAAAAGGAGAAUGAAAAUGAAAAGGAGAAUGAAAAUGUAUGCUCAGAUGGUACAAAGGAAAAGAAAAAUGAUGAGCCGGCAAACGAUAGCGUCGAAUUAGUGCACGAUGUCGAUGAGCAAAAAGAAGAUGAGCCACAGGAAGAGACACAGUGCGAAAAUGAACCAAUUGAAGUACCGGACGAUGGGAAUGUCGAAAACGAUGUUGAAAGCGUAAACAAUGGAGCCGAAACUGUCGAAAACGAAGUCGAAAGCUUGAACAAUGAUGUCGAAAAUGUGGAAAAUGACGUCGAAAAUGUUGUUGAUGAAGUGAUUAAUCUAGAAAAUAAAGCCGAACACGAGGAAAUCGUUCAGCUUCACGACAUCAUUGAAGCUGAAAACGUUGAAAAUGAGGUGGAAGUACCCGAAAAUCCACAAGUCGAAGCCGAAGCCACAACGUCGCAACAAAAUGCUGAUUCCAAUGAAAACGAGGCUAAAUCCGUUGACAACGGUUCCGAUAACGAUGAAAAGGACUUAUCGAACGAAGAAAGUCAUGCGGAAAUAACAUCCACAUCAAGCGUCAUUGAAAAUGACAUUGAAAUGGCCGAAGAAUUGGUUGCUGAAGAAAUGACCGAUGACCAUGAUGGUGGUAAAAGUGAUGCUGAAAUAGACCACACCAAUGAUUCAAAUGAAAUCAGCAUGCUGGAUACGGUUGAUGAUGCGGUCAUCGAAAUUGAUACCACACAAGAAAAUGAUCAAAUGGUCGAGGACUCGGUCAUUGAAAUCGAAACAACUCAAGAGCCGAACGAAACGGAAUCCAUUUUUUCUGACUUGAGUGAUUGCAACCAGUUGAACGAGAUCACAAACGAGAUAAGCAAUGAAAUCAACGAAAUCAGCACGGAAAUUGAAGCGACAAUUGCAAACGCAAUUGAAUCACAAGCGGUGGCAGCAAUUUUGGCAAAUGAUGAUUUUGAAAAUAUCUCAUCGCCCGAUACUUUUAAUUGAAAGCACAUGCAUGGUUAGACAUAAAUAUAUUAACCCAUUUGAUAGAAUCAAAACAUUAUUCAUUUUUAUAUCGCUAUAAAGCGAUUCAUGUUUUGUCAAUUCUUCUUUUUUUUCAAGAAAAAUCAUUAAAGUAAUAAAUGGUAACAAAAAAAA